GCGCAGCCCUCCUUCCAAUUGCUGGAGAGAGAGGGGGAGUGAGAAAGAGAGAGAGUUUAAGGCAGGCUCUGCAGUGGUGUUCUGGGCUAUUUCAACUUCAGGGCAACUUUAGAGAACUUCAGUUAUUUUUGGUUCUGGACGACAGCUGAGACCAGCCCAGCCUCCAGGAGAUGCUGAUGUGGAUGCAGAUGCAGAGGACGAAGAUUCUGUUAAUGAAGUGGCAGUAGAAGACAUCCGUCCAAGGCCACAAGGAUCCUCUCCAGUUUAUGAAUAUUCUGUAGAAGAAGAAUAUUUAAAGCUUCAAGAAGAAAACAAGAAGUUUUCUGCAGACAAAUCAAAACAGAGUCCUCCACAGGAAACAAUGGAAGUGACCCUGAAAACAGAAGUGGAAGCUGGUGCUAGUGGCUUUAGCGUGAUGGGUGGAGGAAAUGAAGGAAUAUUUAUUAAAAAAGUAAUUAAGGAAUCUCCUGCUUCAAAAAUAUUUAGUCUGAAAGAAGGUGAUCAGCUUCUAAGUGCUACAAUAUUUUUCGAUAAUAUCAAAUAUGAAGAUGCACUUAAGAUUCUCCAAUAUUCCGAGCCAUACAGAGUCCAGUUCAGCCUCAAAAGAAAAAUUGCUGGGAAAGAAGAGUCAGAACAUAUUCACUCUACAGCCCAGUACAAAAAGGAAAGAAUAACCCAGGAAAAAGAACUCAGUGAGAUCAUUCCUGAAGAAACACUGCAUGUUUCAGGAAAAAACAUUUCAGAAGAAGACAGAGAAACGUUAAUUGUAAGCCAAAGGGUAGGAAGGAGCAAGAGACCUAAAAAAGACAGAUUAUCAUGGCCAAAAUUCCAGUCAAUUAAAAAUAAAAAGAUCCUCGGGCACAGAAGAUCUCAUAGUACAUCAGAUGCAUAUGAACCUGCUUUACAGGAUAUUUCCCCUACAAGCACAGACACAGAAUCUCAAUUUCAACAAGAAGUACAUAUCAAAGAAAAAAAAGGAAGCCAAAAGAAACUGAAGUUCCCUAGCAUUGGAUUCAAAAUGCACAGAUCCAAACCAGAACCACAAGACAAGCAAAAAAAAGAAAUAAAGACUACACUGUUAUCUGAAAGAGAAAAAAUACAUAAAGAAGAUACCAGCCUGGAAAAUCCUGAAAUCCUAACUGUUGAAUAUACCACAUCUCCUGCUUAUGAAAUUAAAACAGGAGAGGUGCAAGAAGCUUUAACAAAAGACUUAAAAGAUAUGAAAAAUGGCAUUCCAUCUCACGAAAAAAAAUGCCCUGAAGUUGAAAUAAGAAUUAAAAAAGAAAAAGACACAGAAUCAACAUCAAAAUUUGCUGUACGUGGAAUACCUGCUGUAACAACACAGAUAUCAAAGCCCAGUUUAGAACCACCUGAUCUGAAAAAAAGUCCCACUGAACAAAUACCACAAACCUCCUCAAAAUCCCGAAAAAAGAAACAGAAAGGAACAGCAGAGAAAACAGAAGGAGAAAGUGGAAUUAACAUAGAUGUGACAGGACACACAGCACAAGGAUCUAUACAAGUAAAAGGUCUAGAGAUAGGCACUGCUAAAGCAGAAUUACACACAACAUCUGACACAAUGGAAACAGAAGAAAAACAAGCAAAAGACACACAAAUACUUAAAAUUCAGAAACCAAAAUUUGAAAUUGCAAUGUCUGAAAGAAAAGAGUCAGAGACAGAAAACACCAAACCAAGAAGUGAUGUUCCACAUUCAGCACCAGAAAAAAAGAGUGAUACAAGUUCAGAGGACAGCAAGAAUUUGGAUGUGACACCUCACAUGCCUGAUGCAGUAGCUGAAGUAUCUACUUGGAAAAUACAAAUGCCAUCAUUCAAAAUGGCCAAAACACAUAAAGCAGAAAUGAAAUUAUCAAGUGAAGAAAGACCAGCUGACUUGGUAGAUUCUGUAAAAGAGGCAGAGAUAGAAGAAGAUGGCAAACCCCCAAGUGAUAAAACCGUGCAGAUGCAUACUAGUGUGAAAACAGGAGAGAAAGAUAUAGAGGGAAAAGAAAACAAAUUCAGGCUAAAAAAGUUCAAAUUACCUACAUUUACCUGGACAACAACAAAGGAUGAAACAGAGCCAACAGAAGGUCAGGGAAAAGACAGGGAAGGAAAAGGCCCAUCACUAGGAACGACAACAAAACCAGAGAUGAGUGUAUCAGUAAAAGAAGUGCAGGUUCCAGCUGCUCAAAGAGAAAUAGAGAUACCCAAAGAAAAAAUAAAUGACGAUAUAAAAUUAAAGACAGAAAUGCAGCCACAAGAUAUAAAAAUGUUAGAGCUAACAACUUCCUCAACACCGGGUGACUUCAAAGAGAAGACAGGAGAAAUACAAAUAAAAAUACCUGAUAUUAACAUUAAAAACAGUGAAUUCAAUAUAUCAUCGAACACAACUGAAGAACUUCCUCAGCAAAAACAACUGAAUAUCAAGGCUCCCAAG
Messenger RNA from Merops nubicus (carmine bee-eater), 2431 nucleotides. RefSeq names its product protein AHNAK2-like. The annotation marks the transcript as partial. Gene Ontology annotation, molecular function: protein binding. The transcript is spliced from 7 exons. The record is from RefSeq and is a predicted model, not a curated record. Gene Ontology annotation, cellular component: cytoplasm; nucleus. Gene Ontology annotation, biological process: regulation of RNA splicing. Lineage: Eukaryota; Metazoa; Chordata; Aves; Coraciiformes; Meropidae.